Molecule: messenger RNA, 1496 nt
Organism: Papilio polytes (common Mormon)
Lineage: Eukaryota; Metazoa; Arthropoda; Insecta; Lepidoptera; Papilionidae
Gene: CCT3
Product: T-complex protein 1 subunit gamma-like
Exons: 9
Coding region: 93-1481 (462 amino acids)
Biological process (GO): protein folding
Cellular component (GO): chaperonin-containing T-complex
Molecular function (GO): ATP binding; ATP-dependent protein folding chaperone; ATP hydrolysis activity
Source: RefSeq, a predicted model, not a curated record
ACAUCGAUUAAUCAUCUGCACCACGCGAUUUUGAGAACAAAAUCGGUCUUUCGAAUAUCAAAUUAUUUCACAAAUAAAUUCAUUUAUUUACGAUGUUCGGACAACAACCGAUUUUAGUUUUGAGCCAAAAUACAAAACGUGACUCCGGUCGGAAGGUUCAACUGGAUAAUAUUCGUGCUGGAAAAACGAUAGCGGACGUUAUCCGAACAUGCCUUGGUCCACAAGCUAUGUUGAAAAUGCUAAUGGACCCGAUGGGUGGUAUUGUGAUGACAAAUGACGGCAAUGCCAUUCUCCGUGAGAUCACAGUUCAACAUCCAGCUGCUAAAUCAAUGAUAGAAAUUGCUAGAACACAAGACGAAGAGGUUGGCGAUGGUACAACAUCAGUCAUAGUUCUAACAGGAGAGAUACUAGCAGUUGCAGAACCCUUCCUGGCUCAGAACAUACAUCCUACAGUCAUCAUCAGAGAGUUCCGUCAAGCUUUGGAGGAUGCUGUCAAAUUGUUACAGGAAAAAAUCUCCGUUCCAAUUGACUUGAAUGACAGAGACAAGUUAAAGGAAGUGAUCCGAUCUUGUAUAGGCACUAAGUACAUUGGUCGCUGGGCAGACCUUGCUGUGGACAUCGCCCUUGACGCAGUCAAUACUGUGACUAUUGUUGACAAUGGCAGAGUUGAAGUUGAUAUUAAAAAUUAUGCUAAAGUAGAAAAGAUCCCCGGAGGUACAAUUGAGGAGUCCCGUGUGCUGAAUGGAGUGAUGUUCAACAAGGAUGUGACGCACCCCAAGAUGCGACGCGUCAUCGAAAACCCCCGCAUAGUGCUGCUGGACUGCUCCCUCGAGUACAACAAGGGAGAGAGUCAGACUAAUGUUGAAGUGUUCGGUGAUCAGGACUUUACGAAGCUGCUGCAGUUAGAAGAAGAGUUUGUGAAGCGUCAAUGUGACGACAUCAUAGCUCUGAAGCCUGACCUGGUGGUGACGGAGAAGGGAGUGUCAGAUCUGGCACAGCAUUAUCUGGUGCAAGCUGGUAUCACUGCUGUACGGAGGUUACGUAAGACGGAUAAUAACCGGUUAGCGCGCGCGUGCGGCGGCACCAUAGUGAACCGCACGGAGGAGCUGAAGGAGAGCGACGUGGGAACUGCUGCUGGGAGGUUCGAGGUCAAGAAGAUUGGUGAUGAAUACUUCACCUUCGUCACACAGUGCAAGAACCCUAAGGCGUGUACAAUUCUUCUCCGCGGUGCCUCCAAAGAUGUGCUGAAUGAAAUCGAGAGGAAUCUUCAGGAUGCACUCCACGUCGCUAAGAACUUGGUAUGUAUUAUUACAAGUAUACGUCAUUUCAAACAUUUUAACAGCUCAAACUCUUGUCAAUGUUCCGAGCCGGCAAAAUAUUUGGAGAAAAUUAACAUUUUCUGUCUAUACUUACAUAAUAAAGUGUACCUACUUUUUAGGAUGUUAACAAUCAUAGUAUGUUUUUCAUUAUCAAACUCGUAGACUUAAAACAAUCUA